Neoarius graeffei (lesser salmon catfish) is the source of this 1044-nucleotide messenger RNA. RefSeq names its product phospholipid phosphatase related 2a (gene plppr2a). Gene Ontology annotation, biological process: phospholipid dephosphorylation; signal transduction; phospholipid metabolic process. Gene Ontology annotation, molecular function: phosphatidate phosphatase activity. Bases 1 to 1044 code for a protein of 347 amino acids. The transcript is spliced from 7 exons. The record is from RefSeq and is a predicted model, not a curated record. NCBI's taxonomy places the organism in Eukaryota, Metazoa, Chordata, Actinopteri, Siluriformes, Ariidae.
AUGGCAGCUGAUGAAAAGCCUGGUGUUAAGAGCAGUACCUCCAUUGUGCCAUGCUUCCUUUUUGUGGAGCUGGUGAUCAUGGCAGGAACGGUUCUCCUGGCGUACUACUUUGAGUACACGGACACCUUCCCCGUGCAUGUCCAAGGUUUCUUCUGCUACGACAAGAUGUUUUCCAAGCCUUACCCAGGACCAGAGGAGAACAGCAAAGUGCCACCUGUCCUCGUCUACUCGCUGGUUACUGCUAUCCCUACCAUAACGAUUCUGGCUGGAGAGUUGAUGGCAUUCUUCAUAAAGUCAGAGGGUACACAAGAGAAGACAAUUGUCACGGCAGACUGCUGCUACUUCAGUCCUUUGCUGAGACGCAUCAUACGCUUCCUAGGUGUCUACUCCUUUGGCCUCUUCACCACCACUAUCUUUGCCAAUGCUGGACAGGUGGUCACAGGAAACCAGACACCUCACUUCUUGUCAGCAUGUCGGCCUAACUACACAGCUCUGGGCUGCCACUCCAAUCUCCAGUAUAUCACAGAGCGUCGAGCUUGCACAGGGAAUCCACUCAUAGUGGCAUCUGCCCGUAAAUCCUUCCCCUCAAAGGAUGCAGCACUGAGCGUCUACUCUGCUGUCUACACCGUGAUGUACGUAACACUGGUGUUCAGGACAAAGGGAACACGUCUGACAAAGCCGACAGUCAGUCUGACCCUGCUGUGUCUGGCCAUGCUGGUAGGAGUAGUGAGGGUGGCUGAGUACCGCAAUCACUGGGCUGAUGUCCUUGCUGGGUACUUCACUGGCGGAGCCAUUGCUGUGUUUUUGGUGACCUGCGUGAUCAACAACUUCCAGCAAGCAAAGCCCUCUCCUCCACCCAUGCGUCCCCAGCGUCCUGAAUCCAUGAUGGGCAUGCCCAUGGUGGCUCUGCCUUGUGUGGAGAGUCCACUCGAAAAACUCCAGGGGGAUCUCCAUUCACUGAGAUCACAUGACCAUCAGCCCUAUCGGUUCCCCGCCACCCCCGAUGUCCUCAUACCGUCUCGCUCCAUUUCCAGCGAAGUCUAG